Cylicocyclus nassatus is the source of this 654-nucleotide messenger RNA. The record is from the annotation of a GenBank genome assembly. Lineage: Eukaryota; Metazoa; Nematoda; Chromadorea; Rhabditida; Strongylidae.
AUGAUCUCCUUUGCUAUUUUGCAGUUUGCUAUGGUAGCUGAGCGAUACGUAGCGUUGUGGAAGCGCAGCAGUUAUGAGACAUUUGGGAAAAAACUGGGUAUUAGCUUUGCAUUUUUCUCGGUCACAGCUGGAUUCGCUAUCGUCUCUUGGACGACUCGUAUAGAGGAGUUUUCGGCUUUACCUUAUUGUACCCCAUCUUCGCCACGCGCAGUGGAAAGAAUAACAUUAUUAUGUUAUUUUCUUUGUUCUAUAAACGCAAUCACUUUGGUUGGAGUGGCAGUUCUCUUCACUGGGAAUUACAUCGCCGUCAAGAGCAAACGUUUCGAUUUGAGUUCUUCCUACCAACUAGUGGAAAACUAUUCGGUGAUCAAACUUCUUUUACCCCUUUCCGUAUUCCAAAGUAUAUGCUACGCUUUUUUUACUGUCUCUUCUGGAGUACUUGCCAUUCUGGUAAACGAGUUCGAUUAUAUUACUUUUCGAAUGCUGUUUCUUCUCACUUACGUUAUACCUUUCUACACCGUGAUAUCACCAAGUAUGAUUUGGUAUAUGAUAUCAAAAUCACAGCGUUUGAAAUCCAUCAAGUUGAGACAAGUUACUCAGCACGCUAGCAAAGUGGAUGACAUAUAUUUCGGCGCGUAUUUGAAAAUGUGGUGA